This is a messenger RNA of Acomys russatus (golden spiny mouse), 2557 nucleotides long. It is a transcript of the gene Upf3b, whose product is annotated as UPF3B regulator of nonsense mediated mRNA decay. Gene Ontology annotation, cellular component: nucleolus; cytoplasm. Gene Ontology annotation, biological process: positive regulation of translation; nuclear-transcribed mRNA catabolic process, nonsense-mediated decay. The transcript is spliced from 11 exons. NCBI's taxonomy places the organism in Eukaryota, Metazoa, Chordata, Mammalia, Rodentia, Muridae. Bases 98 to 1552 code for a protein of 484 amino acids. The record is from RefSeq and is a predicted model, not a curated record. Gene Ontology annotation, molecular function: mRNA binding.
GGGGGCGGAGCUCCUCUGGGUUCUGCCCGCGAGUCGUUGGUGCCCGGCAUAGCGGCAUAGCUGCUGAGCCACGGCUCUGAGGAGAGGAACCGUGGCCAUGAAGGAAGAGAAAGAUCACAGGCCUAAGGAGAAGCGAGUGACGCUGUUAACGCCUCAGGGUGCCACAGGCAGCUGCGCUGGAGCUACUGCUGAAGGCGCCAAGGGAGAAGAUCGGCAAGAUCGCAACCGGGAGAAGAAAGAAGCUUUGAGCAAGGUGGUAAUUCGAAGAUUACCUCCCACUUUGACCAAGGAGCAGCUUCAGGAACAUCUUCAACCUAUGCCUGAGCAUGAUUAUUUUGAGUUUUUUUCUAAUGAUACUAGUCUGUAUCCUCAUAUGUAUGCCAGAGCAUAUAUCAACUUUAAAAACCAAGAAGACAUUCUUUUAUUCAGAGACCGAUUUGAUGGCUACGUAUUCCUUGACAAUAAAGGUCAGGAAUAUCAUGCUAUAGUAGAAUUUGCACCUUUUCAAAAAGCUGCAAAAAAGAAGAUUAGGAAAAGAGAUACAAAAGUUGGGACUAUCGAAGAUGAUCCAGAAUACAGAAAAUUUUUGGAGAGUUAUGCCACCGAUAAUGAGAAAAUGACAUCUACUCCAGAGACAUUGCUGGAGGAAAUAGAAGCCAAAAAUCGAGAAUUAAUAGCUAAAAGGACAACCCCACUUUUGAGCUUCCUGAAGAACAAGCAGAGAAUGAGAGAAGAAAAGAGAGAAGAAAGGAGGAGGCGAGAAAUAGAACGGAAAAGACAAAGAGAAGAAGAGAGAAGAAAGUGGAAAGAAGAGGAGAAACGUAAAAGGAAAGAUAUAGAAAAGCUAAAGAAGAUAGAGAGAGUUCCAGAAAGGGAAAAAAUAAAGGAUGAACCAAAGAUUAAGGUACACAGGUUUCUGUUACAAGCUGUGAAUCAGAAAAAUCUGCUCAGGAAACCAGAAAAAGGAGAUGAAAAAGAACUUGAUAAAAGAGACAAAGUCAAGAAACUGGACAAAGAGAAUCUGAAUGAAGAAAGAGCCACUGGGCAAAGUUGUACUCUGCCCAAGCGUUCUGAUGUCGAACUGAAGGAUGAAAAGCCAAGGAGGCCUGAUGAUGACAGUGUCAGAGAUUACAGAGAGAGGGACCGGGAUUACGAAAGAGAUCAGGAACGCAUUUUCCGAGAAAGAGAGAGGCUGAAGCGGCAAGAAGAAGAACGCCGAAGGCAGCAGCAGAAAGAGCGCUAUGAGAAGGAGAAGGCUUUUAAACGAAAGGAAGAGGAAAUGAAGAGAGAGAAAGAGGCACUUCGAGAUAAAGGAAAGAAGAGUGAGACUACAGAGUCAAUAUGCGCCCCAGAAAAGGUUGAAAAAAAAGAGGAAGUGGUUAAGAGAGACCGCAUAAGGAACAAGGAUCGUCCCGCAAUGCAGCUUUACCAACCAGGAGCUCGAAGCCGAAAUCGACUCUGUGCUCCCGAUGACAACACCAAACCUGGGGAUUCACCAGACAAAAAGCAGGAAAGUGGUAUUAGCCAUAGAAAAGAAGGAGGAGAGGAGUGAGAAGUCCAAGUGGUGAUAGGUGUCCUGACUAUCCAGGCAGCCAAAGAGCACGUUUAUGCUAUCCAGAAGUGCCUUCAGGGCAAAGGAACAGAGAAGAAAGGGAGUCGCUGUGCUGGUGGGAUGCACUGCAGAGGAGUGUGUCUAGGCAGGGAUAAGAUUGCAGGCUCGGAAUUGGAAGUACAAUUUCAUUCUUUUUUGCAGUUUCCACAAGUUAAUUUUAAUGUCUUAGAACAAGAUGGGAGCAAGAACUUAACAUCUUAUGCCACAAGCAAAAAAGAGCAGGGCCUACAAUCAAUAGGUGUUCUUAACCCUGGCUUGGAGUGUCUUAGUUUGAGUCGAGCAGAAGCACACUAAGUCUUGUUGGGAUCUGUUUUGCAUUGUUGGUGUUGACUGUUGACUCUGUAGUAUAGAAGCAACAAGCAUGUAAUUAUAGCACAAGUAGAAUGGAAGAUAGAGCAAAUUAUGGCUGAUGGAAAAGAUUUAAAUAGUCAUGUUACAUCUAUAUCCUAUGUCUGAAGUUUUUGUAAUUAUAGCUUAUUUUGUUUCCUUCUGUGAUCUUAGCAUCAAAAAGUAUUUGUAAACAUCUCGUUUUGCCUUUAGCCUUUUUUCCUAUUAAUAGGUAAAAUGUAGUCCUUGGUUAGUUACUGACAAUCUAGUCUUUAUUUAAUCUUAGGUCUGGUAAUUUGAGUGCAUACCCUGGAAGGAAACUACACCAAUAUCUGUUCCUGUUAAGUGGCAGCUUUCAGUCUUAGCUUGUUUUGUACUGCUGUCAAUAAAUUUUGACUUCACUGAAGUAUGAAACUACAUUUAUUUAUUCAUGUACUGGCUUAUUUGUGGUACUGGGGACCAAAUGAAGGGCCUCAGGCAUGCUGUGUUUGUAUUCUACCAUUGAGCUACAACCUAGCCAGCCCCAAGCCAAAUAAGGUUAACUUUAUUAAAUAACUGUUGGUUUUAAGAAAUUACACAUUUGUUACUGAAUUAAGUUCUUGGGAAUUUUGAAAGGGG